Molecule: messenger RNA, 2692 nt
Organism: Lucilia sericata (common green bottle fly)
Lineage: Eukaryota; Metazoa; Arthropoda; Insecta; Diptera; Calliphoridae
Gene: Wdr24
Product: GATOR complex protein WDR24
Exons: 10
Coding region: 150-2486 (778 amino acids)
Biological process (GO): positive regulation of TOR signaling
Molecular function (GO): protein binding
Source: RefSeq, a predicted model, not a curated record
CAGAGUGCUAAAGAGAUUUUAAGAGAGAACCAUUAUGCAAAACUUAAGAGAAUCACCACUUGUUAUCAAAAACAUAUGUUUUAUCGCACAAAUUGCAAUUUUGUUUAUUGUUAUCGUUUUAUUAAGCAUUUUAUGUUUUGUGCCUUUAAAUGUUGGAAGAAUCGGGUACCGUUUCGCUACGUAUUUGCCAAGAGGGCCAUGCCAACGCGUUGGUACUCAAUAAAGAUUGCAAUAAAAUAGCAGUAGCAGGACGGAGUUUACUUAAAGUUUUUGCUAUUAACAAUGAUGGCUUUACCGAGGUGUGUAAUAUGCGCGGUGGCAAAAAUCAAAAUCUUAGUUAUUCUUCCAAUGAUGUAGCCUGGAGUACAUUAGACACCAACAUAUUGGCUACAGCGGCCACUAAUGGUGUUGUUUCAGUAUGGGAUCUUUCAAAAUUUGGCAAACAAAAACAAUGGUUGGUGUACAAUGAUCACGAGCGUACAGCCCAUGCAGUCACUUUUCACAAUACGGAAGUGAAUACUUUGAUUUCGGGUUCUCAGGAUGGUACUAUUAAAUGUUUUGAUACACGUAGUGAUAAGGCUUGCAAUACGUUUUAUAGUAAUUCGGAAUCGGUGAGAGAUGUUAAAUUUAGUCCACAUAGUAAUAAUCUGUUUUCGGCAGUUUUGGAAAAUGGUACUGUGCAAUUGUGGGAUUUGAGAAGAACGGAUAAAUGUAUGCUGCAAUUUCCUGCCCAUAUGGAGCCUAUUUAUACAUGUGAUUGGCAUCCUACACAAAAUUGGUUGGCUACUGGCAGUAGAGAUAAACAGAUAAAGAUUUGGAAUAUGGAGGGUAAAGCUUCCCUGGAACACACCAUACACACUAUAGCUGUUGUGGGACGUGUCAAAUGGCGGCCGGAGAAAACUUAUCACAUAGCAAGCUGUUCUCUGGUUGUUGAUUAUAGUAUACAUAUUUGGGAUAUACGGCGUCCGUUUGUCCCCUUUGCUUCGUUUAAUGAUCAUACUGAUGUUACCACUGGCAUAGCGUGGAAAGGCAAUGAUCCGUAUUGUCUAUUAUCUACUAGUAAAGAUUCUACCAUCUAUAAACAUGCUUUUAAGGAUGCUUCUCGACCGGCUCUAAAAGCAAAUGUACAAGGCGCCAGUUUAGGACGCAAAGGUGAUAUAUCAUUUGCCAAUAAAUUAAAGUUUUAUUUACCAGUAACAGCGGCCCAAGUGGUUAAAUCGAAUGCCAUGCUAACCCGACAAAAGUCCAUAACUGGCUUGGAACAAUUUCAUAUAGGCAAAUCCGAUAUGUGCAGAUUUUUACUAAAUACAUCUCUUAUUGGCUAUAUGGAUCCAGAAAACUCUUCCAUUGAACUUAAGGAACAUGAAUGUUUUAUAGGCUGCGCCAAGGAAUUAAUUUUGUCUGGCAAAAAAUUAGCCGAUAUUUGCAAACACAAUGCCAAUGUCUGUCGUAAACAUGGUAAACAUAAUGCCACUACACUUUGGAAUUUUAUCGAAAUUUGUUAUGCUUCCAAUGAAAUGAAUAAACAGAAAUACGAACAUCGUAAUUCGUUUUCCAAUCAAAAGAAUGCCCAAAAUGCUCGUCGCACUGCCCAAGUGGUUAGCACUGACAAUUCCAAAUGGGAUCAUAACAAAAAUAAUAAUGUUAAUGGUUCCGAUGAUAAUAUCGAUAUAAAAUCUCAAGAUGAUGAUAACUUAAUAGAUAGUGGUGGUUCGAGUGGUAAACAAACUUAUCCUCCUUAUGGUUCGGUUAUUUUGUCAGAAUCACAAAUUUUAUCGGAAAUAACAUUUGAUAAUUUUGAUUCUCUGCGUAAUGGCUUUAUUUAUGUGGGUCCGCCGGAUUUUACAAAAGCAUUAGCAUUGCCGGAAACUGCUCUGCAUUGUGAUGUCCAGGCCGCUAGACCUCAAUUGGAUAUUAAGGCAAAGAAUAGGGAAAAGUCACCGCCUCCUAAUUUGCCGGCCAUUUUAAAAAUCUCCUCUAUACCUCCUAUACCCCUGUGGGAACCUCAUCAAUUUCUGGCCGAUGCCUUGAUGUUACAAAACGAUGUAGGUGAUGUUCAAACUGCCUUAACUAUACUGAUUGUUAUGGGUGAAAAUCGUAAAUUUUUACCCAUCGAAGAAGACUUAAUUGAACAUUGGUUUCAAACAUACAUCGAUCAAUUACAUCGCUAUCAAAUGUGGAAUGAGGCUUGCACUAUUAUGAAUCUAUCAUGGUUAAGACCUGUACGUGAACUAAAUCAAAAAUCCACUGGCGUUCAUACAAAUUGUGGUGAUUGUGGCCGCCCUUUGGGUGGUAGUGUGGGCUGGUAUUGUCAGAAAUGUAAAUCAAUGCGUUUGGCAAAAUGUUCUAUAUGCAGUUUAAUAGUAAGAGGCUUAUAUGCCUGGUGUCAGGGUUGUUCACAUGGUGGUCAUAUACAACAUGUUAUGGAUUAUUUUGCCAAUCAUUCAAAAUGUCCCAAAUGUGGUCAUUUGUGUGAGUAUAAUUAGUUUUUAAGUAAAAUGACGAAAAAGCAAUAAUUGAUUUUCUUUUAUAUAAAACAUGUACUUACUACGUUUAUGUUUUGUAUUAAAAACUAACUAACAAGAGAAGAAGAAAAACACGGUUACUAUUAAUUUUAAGACUUGAGAAGAUUUAAUUUCAUUUUAUACAUAUAAACAUAGAUUAAUGACAGAACUCAUACAUACAAUACAUA